CAACCACUCUAUAUCAUCAACUCAACUCUGAGAAAGGCGAAAGCAAAGCAAGCAGAAAAUGGCAGCCUCAGCAUCAUCCAUGAUGAUAUCAAGUACCCAUCAUCGUGCCUUAUCAUCGCCCACCAUCCACCAGAAGCCAUCAAGCGUGUGCUUCCAGGGUCUGAGGCAGCUCACAAUUAGAAGGAGCUUGUCAAGCAGCAGCGGCGUGAGAAGGGUGGUUCCUCCACGUGGCGGCGUGAGAGCUGAGCUGAGCCCAGCUCUGGUGAUAAGCCUGAGCACUGGGCUGUCGCUGUUCUUGGGGAGGUUCGUGUUCUUCAACUUCCAGAGGGAGAACGUGGCCAAGCAAGGAUUGCCGGAGCAGAACGGGAUCACGCACUUCGAGGCUGGUGACUCGCGUGCCAAGGAGUACGUCAGCAUCCUCAAAUCCAACGAUCCUGUGGGAUUCAACCUUGUUGAUGUAUUGGCUUGGGGAUCCCUCGGCCACAUCGUUGCUUACUACAUCUUGGCCACCUCCAGCAAUGGCUAUGAUCCUAGUUUCUUUCCUCAAUGAGUCAAAUACAUCCAUUUCUUAUUUAUAUUCUCUCUCAUCUCCUACUCAUCUAUGUAUAUCUUUCUACUUCUUCAUUAUCAACUGCUAGCUUAUUUA
Messenger RNA from Arachis stenosperma, 646 nucleotides. Its product is annotated as photosystem I reaction center subunit V, chloroplastic. Gene Ontology annotation, biological process: photosynthesis. Bases 59 to 550 code for a protein of 163 amino acids. Lineage: Eukaryota; Viridiplantae; Streptophyta; Magnoliopsida; Fabales; Fabaceae. The transcript has a single exon. The record is from RefSeq and is a predicted model, not a curated record. Gene Ontology annotation, cellular component: photosystem I; chloroplast thylakoid membrane.